AUGGCGAGAGCAACAGCAGGCACCAUUCCCCUAGAAAACAUGCGUCUAGGAACCACUUAUGGUCAAAAAGACACGACCAAGGAAGCCCCCAGCAUACCACCCAAGAUCAAGGACAGCACACCCAAAUACACCGCCAGUGAAGAUCUCCUGGAAUUUCCAUCAGACGAAGACGAAUCAGCAGACAAGGUCCCAGAAAUCCCCAUCAGAAAAUACAGCAUCCCCAUGAAUGCCGGAACCCUCACACGCGAAGAUGAUGAAAAACCCCGGUCAAGAGACACAUCGCCCGAUCGAGCCAGCAUCGGUGCCAAAAGCUUCGAAACAGCUACCUUCGACCAAAUGGAAGACUUUUCCAGCACAGCCUUUGGAAGCAACAACAGUACACUCAUACAAGAGCUCUACGCGACGAUCAGUUCUCUCACGCGAGAGCGGCAAAUUGCAGAAGAAAAGGCAGAAAGAGCGACAGAUAGGGUGGAGGAGAUGAAGCGGUUGGUCAAUGAUGGAAUGAGUGACAUUUCCAAGGAUACGAAGAAGUUGGCGGAUGAGAUUGAGAAGUUGAGAGACGAGAAGAGGUUCUUGAAGGAGCAGCUGGGGGAUGCGCAGAGUCAUAUUUUCAGUUUGCAGCCGUAUCGGAAGGAGUUGACCGCUGAGGAAGUCGGGCUUCAAGAUUGGGUACAAAAGAUCAUGGAGCCCUUCUUGGAAGAUCCUGAAUCAGGCGUAGAUGAAAUCAUCAGCGCCGCCAGAAAGCGUCAAGUGGACGCCAUGUUGUUCAAAAAGACGAUCAGAAAGCAUCCCGAUUUAAUUAACGCAACUACAGUUCCAGAAACAGACGAAGACGUCAUUGUAGGAAUCAUAAUGCGCUUCCUCCACGACAACAUCUUCCAGAAGAUCAUGUACGGCUCUAUCCACAACUACACCGAAAUCAUCAGCAAUAUCGAAAACUUUAUGCAAACGGCUGUUGAAAACUGGACAGCAGAAGCCUACAACUCCAUCCUAUCGACCCCCCAGUUCCGCAACGUCCGCCACAAACGUCGCCAGGAACUCACCCUCGAGCUCGGCACGACUCUCAGAAUCUUCUGCCGGAAAGACCGCUUCCAGCGCUUCUGCGAGGACAUCGAGGAGCAGUGCUUAGCGCCUGCGAUGAAGCUCUACGAGAAGCUGCAGGUGUCUACGCACCAUUUCUACCUUGACAUUAACCCGUUCAUGGCGUGGGGAUCGAGCGGCCAGCUCAUCUCGUCGGUGGAGUUUAUCGACAGCAUAGGGAAGUUGGAUUGCAGGAAUGUCCUGCAGAACAGAAAGGUGUUCAACAUGGCCAAGAUGGAUCCUGCGCCGAGUACGGCGGAACUACGUCAUCACAUGGUGAAUGUGUGUACGGUGGUGCCGGCGCUGAUGAUGAGGCAGGUUGGGCAGAGGGAUGCGAUUAAGGAGCCCGUGGUGGUGAGGAGGCAGCAGAUGUUGGUGGCGUGGGGGCCGGAGGAGAAGAGGAGGAGGUUUUUGGAGGAGGGAGAUGCUACUUUGUGUGGGUGUUUGCUUGGGGUGAAGAGUGAGGGUGGUUCUUGGGUUUCAAACUUUCGAUGGUGA
Molecule: messenger RNA, 1578 nt
Organism: Pochonia chlamydosporia 170
Lineage: Eukaryota; Fungi; Ascomycota; Sordariomycetes; Hypocreales; Clavicipitaceae
Product: leucine-rich repeats of kinetochore protein cenp-F/LEK1 domain-containing protein
Exons: 3
Coding region: 1-1578 (525 amino acids)
Source: RefSeq, a predicted model, not a curated record